AUGGACGAGCACCUCAGCCUCCUGCGCUCGCCGCCGCCGCCGCCCUCCGCCCGCCACCGCGCCCACCCGCCGCAGCACCCCGCGAGCGGCGGCGGCGGCGGCGGCGCCCACACGCUGGUGAACCCCGGCUACGCAGAGCCCGCCGCGGGCCCCGAGCUGCCGCCGGACAUGACGGUGGUGGCCGGGGACCACCUGCUGGAGCCGGAGGCGACCGACGGCGGCGGGGACCCGCCUCAGGGCGGCUGCGGUGGCGGCGGCGGCUGCGACCGCUACGAGCCGCUGCCGCCCGCGCUGCCCGCCGCCGGCGAGCAGGACUGCUGCGGGGAGCGCGUGGUCAUCAACAUCUCGGGGCUGCGCUUCGAGACGCAGCUCAAGACCCUCUGCCAGUUCCCGGAGACUCUGCUGGGCGACCCCAAGCGGCGCAUGAGGUACUUCGACCCGCUCCGCAAUGAGUACUUCUUCGACCGCAACCGGCCCAGCUUCGACGCCAUCCUCUACUACUAUCAGUCCGGGGGCCGAAUCCGCCGGCCGGUCAAUGUGCCCAUCGACAUCUUCUCCGAGGAGAUCCGCUUCUACCAGCUGGGCGAGGAGGCCAUGGAGAAGUUCCGCGAGGACGAGGGCUUCCUGCGGGAGGAGGAGCGGCCCCUGCCCCGCCGAGAUUUCCAGCGCCAGGUGUGGCUGCUCUUCGAGUACCCGGAGAGCUCCGGGCCGGCCCGGGGCAUCGCCAUCGUGUCCGUGCUCGUCAUCCUCAUCUCCAUCGUCAUCUUCUGCCUGGAGACGCUGCCCGAGUUCCGCGAUGAGAAGUACUACACCGCCUCGCCUUCGCAGGAGCUGUUCGAGACGGCCAGCAACAGCACGUCGGGGGCCCCCGCGGGAGCCUCCAGCUUCUCGGAUCCCUUCUUCGUGGUGGAGACUCUGUGCAUCAUCUGGUUCUCCUUUGAGCUGCUGGUGCGGUUCUUCGCUUGCCCCAGCAAAGCCACCUUCUCGCGAAAUAUCAUGAACCUGAUAGACAUUGUGGCCAUCAUCCCUUAUUUCAUCACUCUGGGCACCGAGCUGGCUGAGCGACAAGGCAAUGGACAGCAAGCCAUGUCCCUGGCCAUCCUGAGGGUCAUCCGCCUGGUGAGGGUCUUCCGCAUCUUCAAGCUCUCCCGCCACUCCAAGGGGCUGCAGAUCCUGGGGCAGACGCUGAAGGCUUCCAUGCGGGAGUUGGGGCUGCUCAUCUUCUUCCUCUUUAUUGGGGUCAUCCUUUUCUCCAGCGCAGUCUAUUUUGCGGAGGCAGACGACCCCACUUCAGGUUUUAGCAGUAUCCCUGAUGCCUUCUGGUGGGCUGUGGUAACCAUGACGACAGUAGGUUACGGUGACAUGCACCCAGUGACCAUAGGGGGCAAGAUUGUGGGGUCACUCUGUGCCAUCGCUGGUGUCUUGACCAUUGCUUUGCCAGUCCCUGUGAUUGUUUCCAACUUCAAUUACUUCUACCACCGGGAGACAGAAGGGGAAGAGCAAGCCCAGUACUUGCACGUGGGAAGUUGCCAGCACCUCUCCCCUUCAGCCGAGGAGCUCCGGAAAGCGAGGAGUAACUCGACUCUAAGUAAGUCGGAGUAUAUGGUGAUCGAAGAGGGGGGUAUGAACCAUAGCGCUUUCCCCCAGACCCCCUUCAAAACGGGCAAUUCCACGGCCACCUGCACCACGAACAAUAAUCCCAACUCCUGUGUCAACAUCAAAAAGAUAUUUACCGAUGUUUAAUAUAUGAAACAAGUGACAUGCUGUGCCCAGUAUUGUGUAGAACGUGCCCCCUUGGUCUGUGUAUGCCCUUGUUUUAUACAUUUCCAGACCAUUCAUCAAGGAAAGGACAUGAAGAAGUGGAAAGCACACUUCAUUCUCCCUCUCCCUACUGCUUCAUACUGAAACAGGUGUCUGUUUUGCAAGUGGGCUGCAUUCUCUCAGCUCUCCUUUUUUUUUCUCUCCCUCUCUUAAUAUUUCGAACAACAAACUUACUUUAAACUUGGUUUUUAGCACAUGCUCUGUAAAAAAAAAAAGACAAAAAAAGAAAACCAAACAAAAAAACUGUACAUCCUGGAAGGAAAUGAAACUAAAGAACGGAGUAACUGUCUAACCUCAGAAUCGAAAGGCAGCUGUUUCUUUACUAAGUAAAGCAGGCACAUACUUAAAGGAUGCUUCGGUUUGAUAGACCCGUCAACAUUAUUGAAUAUUUAGUUCAAUUGCCAACACUGUGGAUAUGUGGAUGAAAAGUCUAUUUAGAACAAUGACUUGUAAACCCACCGUAAGUUUAUUUGUUUUCAACUGGAAUUUCUAUUUGGAAGCCCCCCUCCCGGAAUUUUAAGGAUCUCUACAACUUUGAACUAAGGGAAAUGCCCAAGAUGUCCUGAUCUGACUAAUUAGUUUAACUCUUUGGGGCUUGUUAAGCAUUUCGAAAGUAUUAGGCUAAGAGAUUCCUGUGAAAUUCUGUAUGCAUUCCUGCUAACAUCUAUCAAAGUCUAGAAACAGAUGUUUUCAGUGCUGCUGAGAGAAACAAAAAAAUUUCCUAAUGCAUCUGGGAGAUAAGCUUCUGCAGUAUCACAAGAAGAUUAAAGUGGCAGACACUUCUUCCAGCAGAAGUUACUAAUUCGGACCUGACUGAUGCAGUUCCCAUAGCAACACAUGUUUCCCGGGAAACCCGAAAAAGGUUGUCAUGGCAUCUCUUGCUCUCUAGCCCCACCCCCUAGCCCCUGCUGUUUCCACAGUAACCUUUCCAGAUGGUUCCUACUUACAUGAUUUCACAAGGAAAACCACUGUUUGAAUAAACCGCACAAGUAAAGUCUUAGAAUCCAAAGUGGUGAGAUGAAUCACAAAAUGCAUAUUUUUACUACAGAAAAUCACUGAUGUCAUCCCAUAUUGACUGAAUUGAAAAGGAAAAUAUCGUCAUUGGAAUGUUAAAUAUACACAACAAUAAGCCAUGAUUUGAAUGAAAUGCCAGUAAUUAGGCAAUCAUUUUAAAAGAUGCUUCUCUACUGUUUUCUUUUCCCAAGAAGUUUCAAGCCAACAAAUGAAGUUAAAAAGCAGAUAUCAAAGUGUUCUGCACAUAAGCAAGUGAAAGAUUCAAUCAAUAUACCUGAAACCUUACUACAAGGGACCUUCAGACUUCCUCUUUAAAAACAUUAUCCAGAUCCCACAACAACAGUGUCGCCAUCACAGCCCUUGAAAAACUAAAUAUACUUGAAAAAUAUAAAGGAUGCACGCUUUUAACUGAGGGAAUUGCAGACAAUCAAUAAGAAGGAGGAACAGGAAGUAACCAAACCUUGGGGAAGUACUUGCAAGUUUCAGCCAUGUGCCAGGGAUGGCCAGAAGACAGCAUCAGAUACCUGAAGAGCCCCACAUAAAGAACAGUAGAGCUGCACUGACCAGUAGGAUGCUCUUUUUAAAUUGCUUAGAUCAAGAAUACAGUGUUGGUUAUAUUGCUGAUGGACGGUGAUCUGUCUGCCAGCACAUACUUUUGUUUCAGCUGACGUUAAAUAACAUGUCUCUAAGAAAUGCUUCAUAUACGAGAAACAGCUCUGAACCUGGAGGAUUCUGUUCAAAUUGUGUGCAAUAUAAAAGAUAUUGACCAAUAAAUAAAGAAGAACAUUAAAAAUAUUAAAGUAUCAUUUCAACCUUUUGACAUUUUGAUGAUAUUUAAUCAUCCAAAAACUAAUCAGUACUGCUAAUAAAGAAAACCUAAAUGUUUGUUUCUAACAAGGCAACUAAUUACACUGUUUUCUUCUUUCAUUUAAUUACUGGACUAUGUUUAAUCAUGAUGUAUAUUAAUGUUAUCUUCUCUGUUCUGAGUUAUGUGCAACUUUAUUUGUGAAAGUGUGUUUUGUACCAAAGCCUCUCAUACAUAAAUUAGCCCAUUUAUACGUAAAUAAGCGAAGUCUAUACUGUGCCCAGAUGAAUGGUAUUAAAGACAGACUUGCCUAAAAGAAAUGUGCCUUGCUUGAUUAAACAUUCUUUUAUUUUUUGAUUCAAAAUGAUAGAUUUGCAAAUUAGUCUUGUAGGUAGGUUUUAGCUGAGCUUAGCUUUAAAAAAUAUAGUAGUACUUAUAUGUUUAAGUUGUCUAUCUUAACUAAAAUUUUAACAUUUAGUUAUACCUUUCAACAGUUCAUAUAUAAUAUACUCAUUUAAUUUAGUUUUCAUGCGAUGUUUGGUGUGGUGAGACAAAGCACAUUCUUAAAGAUAUAUAUAAUAUUUCAUCUAAUGUUUUAAGAAUUUCUUUAAAAAUUGUAUCUGUAAAAGGUUUCUUGCCUCAUUUUCUAUUUUUAUAUUCUUUUAGAAAUAGAACUUUUUUCAGUUAAAAAGAAAAGCAAAGUUUUAUUUGUAAAAGAGAUUUAGGAGAUCAUGAAAAUGAUUUCCCAUUUGGGGACAUUUCACUUCUGUGCCAUUAUUAAUGUAUUUACUGUGACAUUUCAGCAGAAUGGUAGCUAUUUGCAUAUUAUUUAAUAAGCCUUAUGGAAAGUUAAACUGUGAACAUUUAAUAUAAAGAAGACUUUUCAUUUCCAUAUUUCAUUUUCAAAAUAUACCUGAACAAAUGUGUAAAACUCCAAUCUCCUGCUAUUUAAAUGCAUAACAAUGCUAAGUUAUAAUACGAGUACUUGUAGAAUUUCAAUUACUAUCAAAAUAUUGUUGUAGGAAAGCCAAAAUUAUAACACUUUUUGAUGUCCUGUAGAAGGAAAUGCAGGUGAUGAAUUUCACUGUUAUCAGUAACUGAAACAAUCUUAUACCUACUAGCAGCGAAACAGACAGGAGAUACAAUCUGGGUAACUUUCUUUGAGGCAACGUCUACAAUGGAUUUUGCACAAUCUGCUGGUAAGUUCUCUGGCCAAAACUUUGAGACCAGAUCACUCUAGGAAAAAAUGAAAUUAAAAAUAUGACAAAUGUCUCAGAUUUGAGCUAUGUGAACCUCCAAUCUGGAUAAUUUGUGAUUAAAGUGAAAAUAUAGCCACCACAGUGUUUUUGUUCUGUGUUAGCCUGUGUAGUAGAGACACUGGCCCAGAGAAUAGUCCAUUUCCAGCCACCUUAAUACUCAUAACUGAUAAUCACAGCCUGGUCACAUCAGCUAUUGGGAUGAUUGAAACAAACCAAACAACUGUCCUAAUAGGAGGUCUUAGACAUGCAGAUGUUUUAGUAAGGAUCAGUAGGUGUUACCAAAAUAGACACAAGAGCUACCUUUAUAAAAUACCAAUGACACAACCUUAAGCAUUAUAGUAUGUUUAAUAUCAUAUCCACAUUAUUAUUAUAGCCUACAGUUUCAAAUAAAGACAAAAUCUGGACUUUGCAAUAAAAGCACAGAAUGGUACCAGAUGAAGAAACUGUCAUAUCAAAUAUGGUUCACCAAAUGGGUAGUAAAAAUAGUAUUAUUCUAGAUAUCAGGAAACCAGAAUUCUUACCCACUUUCUGCCUGUGGGACCCUAGAUAAGUCACUUACCACUGCUAGGCUUCAGUUUCCUAAUUGCAAAAUGGAUGUUCUGGGUUACUCUCCAAAGCCCUUUCCAGCCCCCAAAUUCUCAUUAUAUGCAUUUGAAAAGGCUUUGAAGCAUACUUAAGUACUCUGAUUUUUUAUGAAUUUCUGAAGGAAUGAAUAAAUUAAAAUAAGAUUUAAGUCUUGAAAGUGUCAUAAAUAUAUCAUUCUUCAAAUUGCUUGUGAGAGAGAAUAUGGGAUUUUUUUUCUCCUCUGAGAAUUGUCACUGGUCUAUAAAUGGGAUCAUGAAAAAGUAGAAAAAAUCACUCUGCGGAAUGGAAACAGAUGAAUGUAUUACCUGAAAAGGAGGGGGGGUUAUUUUUUUUAAUUUAAUUUGAUGUUAAGGUGAUUUGAAAUCAUAUAUGAAAUGCUAAAACUAUAACAGAGCUUUAUCAUAUUCAACAUUAUAAUCCUGGGAGUAGGAGAAGGUGGGAAAAGGUUAGAGGGAUAGGAGUGUUUGCCUUAUGAUCUCUUGAUUAUUUCCGCAUAAGCCGCAGUUUGGUAGAGCAGGUGUCUGUGCUCUCGUGCUGGCUUUACCAGUAACUCUCAUGUGCCCUAGGAAAGUCCCUUUAACGUCACUGAGCCCCAGUUUCUUUUAGUAAUCUGUACGUUUCUUUACAUCUUUGAAAAUUCUAUAUUGUUUUCAGAUGGUUGUAAUAUACAUGUCCAUGUCGCUCCCCUCCAGUCACUUAGAUGCCACAUCUCUACUCAUGUGACUGAACAGACUGCAAAUCCAAACAUUCACGUUUCCAAUAUUUGCUAAUUGACUUCAGCAAGAUGUAAAACAUGGAAAUAUUUUGAUUUUGACCACGGUUUAAUUAUUAUGAUUUAUCAUUUCAUCUUUGAAUGUUGUUAAUUGUCUAAAUGAAAUGUCUGUUCGAGUGAACCUUUUUUAAAAAUGUUGUAGUUGAAUAAACACUUAGCAAAUCAAAAUUAAGUAUAUUAUGCUUCCCAGUGAACUGUAGCUGAUUUUAAGGUGCAUUUUUGUCACAUUUAAAAGUUAAUACCCUUUUGGUCCCAGAAACAAUGGCUAUGACUUAAAAUAAUAUUCACAGAAUUUUGUAAAUUUUUGUGAAUACAAAAGAGACUUGAUAGAGCCACAUUGUAAUUAAUUUUGCUCAGGAGUGAGAAACAAAAUUCAGGGAUAACCCAAACGCUUCUGUUUGGCUUUAGUGGACAGUUGGGAAAACGAAAGGUUAUAGGUUUUGUACAACAUAGGUAAGAUGCCCAUAGGUAAUUAUACCCAUUGUAAAAGAAGAGUAUAUUCUGGUUGCUGGUUUAUGGUAGAAAGAGAUUAGUAUAGAAAGAUGCUAAAAUAUGGACACUACAGAAAUUGUUAAAAUGAUGGUCCAUUUGAAUAAUACAGAAAUAUUUUGUCAUACUGAGAUUAUCUGUCCAGAAGUAUAAUCUUAUAUCCUUCCAUUCAGAAAAGGGGGCAGUUUUUAAGGCCUCUAUCAUAAUAGGAAAUGUAUGUUUUGACUAGUGGAGCAAUUCAUUAAAACAUUUAAUCUGAUAAUUUUGGUUAUGUGAAUCUGAAUUUUCACUUUAGGUGUAAUUAAGUCUCUUAAUGUAUUAGUGUUAGUGAUCUUUGUAAGAAGUAAUUUAACUAUUUUUUUUUAAAGUUGAUGAAAUUUGCUAAAUGGUGAUCCUAGCAUACUGUGUUAAUAGUGUAUCUUACAACAAUUUGUGAACUGACCAUAUGAAAACAAAACAUAGUAGUAUCUCUUCCAGUAAAUUGUUUCCAUGGUGUGAUCUCUUAAUACCAGGUUUGGGGUGGGGAGAUUAAGUAUUUAGUUUACGUAAAACUAACUGUCAAACUGUUUUUCCUAAAUGCCAUGAAAGUGUAUGAUUAUAAACCAAAUAGGAAUAUCCUAUUAAGGACACUGUAUAGACCAUUUUUGAAAUGAUAUAAUUUCUGUUAAAAAGUUUCUACGCAUAUGAGGGAAAGCAAACAGUGUGUGUAGUAUUUCUGUGUAAUAUGCUAAAUGUUUUAGAAUUCAUUUUUGAAAUCUUAUGCAGAUAGAAAGUAUGCACAUAUCAGAAUAACAAAUACAACUACAACACUUCAGUUUUUUCAGAGAUGUCUUGCAUUUGUUUAUUAUCUCAUACUUUGCAAAGAUCAUUAACAUUUAAUCUUAAAAUAUCCUUAUGAAGUAAUAAUACUAUCUGAAGUUUACAGAUUAAACAACCAAGAUUUAGAAAGAUCGUGACUUGUCCAAGAUCAUAUGGCCAGCAAAUGACCUUAAAUCUCAUGUUCUUUACACUUUUCAUUCUAUGUCAAGUUAUUUUUUUUCUACCACUGGCAUGAUCUUUAAAACUUUGACUAAAAUUUAAUUCUAAAUGAUACAUUGGGAAAUUUCAGGUCUAAGCUACAAGGCAUGGCUGCUGAUAUUGUCAGACCUUUUUAGAUACUUCCAAAAUAUAGUCCUCCCUCAGGUAGAUAGCAAACAUUUUCCAUCUAAAACAUACUAAGUCCCCACACUCUGACCACAGGCAUUAAAUCGUAUGAUGUCAAAAAUCUAGACUGAAAGAUUAUCUUCUCCACUGGUCUCCUUUCUAAUUUCCUUUUUAAAAAGUCCAUCACAAUGACUGAUUUCUGAACAGUUGAAAGAAGCAAUAAUCAACCCAAGAAACCACAAACAUUCUAAUUCAAAGAAAACAUACUGUGAGACCCACCAUAUUAGCCAUUUUUCAGCCUAUUGUUUUUCAUCACAUGUAUCCUGUGAUUAGGGGAGGACAGGGAAUGUGGAGUGGGUAGAAAAACUGCCUUUAUUUUGAGAAAACUCAUUAUUUCCUGUAACUAUUCAAAAAGAAUUGGUAUCAAGUAUUAGAUAACAGGAUUAUUAACAUUUAGCCAUAGUUCAAAUAUGUGGUAAAGUUGAUACACAUAUUUAAAAAUCCACUUAAGUAAUUUCCUGGAUAAAAUUAAAAUUUGAUGACCACUCAGUUUGAAUAUGGAGAACAUUCAUGUGUUAAUCCAUGACAUAAUACUACAUUUUAAUUCUUUUCUCAAACAACAGAGAGACACUGUAAUUGCUUUCCCUUGUAAAUCAACAGUCUGUGAUACAUUCUCUACUUUUACUGACUAGCAAUGCAGUGUUACUGUAAACAAUUAAAUGGAACAUAAGCUAUAGGAUAUCAGAAUUUAAAAUUUUGUAACCUUAAAUUUAGUUCUCUUCAUCAGACAGAUAUGUCAAACAAGUAUUAUUUUGUAUGGAAUGAAAUAAUAAUCAUUCUUAAACAAUGACAUAAUAAAUAAUGGAACUCUGAAUAAAGUGUAAAAUCAAACCAUAUUUUGUAUUUUUCUAUAUUUGUCUUCCUUUGUCAUUGAAUUAUGUUGAUUUAUCACAUAUUAAUGUAAAGUUAAAAUAAGCUCUUAUGCCAUGUUCUGUAAUGUUCUUGACAUAAUAAUUUUGGGCCUUCUGUUAGGUAAAUAACAGUAAAUACCUGUGAGUUGAUUAUGUGAUAUUUUCCUCUGAUUCCUUUUAUAAAUUUGUCAUUGGAUUUAAAGUGUUUUCAUUGCAAAUGU
Molecule: messenger RNA, 9020 nt
Organism: Balaenoptera acutorostrata (minke whale)
Lineage: Eukaryota; Metazoa; Chordata; Mammalia; Artiodactyla; Balaenopteridae
Gene: KCNA3
Product: potassium voltage-gated channel subfamily A member 3
Exons: 2
Coding region: 1-1743 (580 amino acids)
Biological process (GO): protein homooligomerization; potassium ion transmembrane transport
Cellular component (GO): membrane; axon; voltage-gated potassium channel complex
Molecular function (GO): delayed rectifier potassium channel activity; protein binding
Source: RefSeq, a predicted model, not a curated record